AUGAUGUCAACACCGCCAGCUUGUGCUCAAACCGGCCGUCACUAUACGGAUCGGACUCCGGAUCCACCAGAACCGGGUCUUUGUUGCGGAACUGGAUGUCAACAUUGUGUUUGGCUUGAAUAUGCGGAUCGUCUGUUCGAGUAUCACCUGUCUGAUAUCGUGGAACGAUCUGUUCGAUCAUUUCUCUUGAUGGAGCUGGCCCAAAGGUACGAAGAAGCUCAACGUCUCGUUAAGGAAGUGGAGUAG
Echinostoma caproni is the source of this 246-nucleotide messenger RNA. Lineage: Eukaryota; Metazoa; Platyhelminthes; Trematoda; Plagiorchiida; Echinostomatidae. The record is from the annotation of a GenBank genome assembly.